AUGACAGCUCGAGCUCUGUGGCUCCUCUGUCUGCUCGUGGGCUCAUCCCCCGAGGCCCCGGUGGCCGAAAGCAAAGCCUCGCCGCCUCACAAUAGAAAGCCCGACACCGGCGGCGUCCGGGGCGCUGAGGAAACGCCGGUCCACGAAGCCCCACGGCGGCCGCGCGCGGCAGACACCGACCCCCGGCGCCGGAAGGCCCCGCCGCCCGCCGAGAACCGGGCCGGCUUCCGGGAGGCAGCGCGGCUCGCGCAGGCCGAGAACCGCGCCUCCCCGCGGCGCGUGCCCGUGGCGGAGAACUCCCCGCGGCGCGCGCGCGCCCGACCCCUGCGCUUCCCGGCCGCGCGCGCCGCCGAGCCGCCGGCCGGCCACGCCCACCCCAACCGGCCGCGCGCCGCCCCGUCCCCGGGGGCCGCGCCCGCGCCCCCGCCCAGUGACCCCGAGCCCGGAGCCGAGCCCUGCGCGCGCGCCUGCAGGGCGGACGUGGACGAGCGCGACGCCUUCUGCGCCAGCGAAUUUGCAGCCGUGAAUGGAAUCGUGCACGACGUGGACGUGCUGGGCGCGGGCAUCCGGCUGGUGACGCUGCUGGUGGACCGCGGCGGGCUGUACAAAUUGAGCCGCUUGUACGUCGCCCCCGACGGCUUCUUCUUCCGAGUCCAUCUCCUGGCCCUGGACCCCUCCAGCUGCGCCAAGCCAUGCCCGGAACUGAAACCUGGCAGCAGGUACAUUGUGAUGGGCCACAUCUACCACAAGAGGCGGCAGCUCCCUGCGGCGCUGCUGCAAGUGCUGGGAGGGCGCGUCCAGCCCGGAGACGGACUGCUGGGCGGAGGCGGCGGCUACGUGAGGAGGUUUAACCGGAGGAGGGACGCGCAAGUUCGAGGCGCGGUACGCACGCAGUGUUUGUGAAGAACACCGCCAGGGCGCCACGGGAUCCACGGAGAUCGGGCACAGGGGCUUCCUUCAGGAUUUGGGACCCACCCGCAGCUCCCCCUGAAUGACUG
This is a messenger RNA of Ochotona curzoniae (black-lipped pika), 998 nucleotides long. It is a transcript of the gene CUNH17orf58, whose product is annotated as chromosome unknown C17orf58 homolog. NCBI's taxonomy places the organism in Eukaryota, Metazoa, Chordata, Mammalia, Lagomorpha, Ochotonidae. Gene Ontology annotation, molecular function: protein binding. The coding region runs from base 1 to 903 and encodes 300 amino acids. The record is from RefSeq and is a predicted model, not a curated record. The transcript is spliced from 4 exons.